Messenger RNA from Eufriesea mexicana, 1091 nucleotides. Its product is annotated as thioredoxin domain-containing protein. The record is from RefSeq and is a predicted model, not a curated record. Bases 115 to 1005 code for a protein of 296 amino acids. Lineage: Eukaryota; Metazoa; Arthropoda; Insecta; Hymenoptera; Apidae. The transcript has 6 exons.
CACCAGAGUAAAAUAAAAUAAGAUAAAAUAGAACUGGAAUGUUAACCUCUUUGACGUGGAGAAGUAGCCGAUGAAAAUAUUCCAUACAAUAUUGUUGGUCUAAUUCAAUACGAAAUGUUACGAAUAAUAUUUUUCAUCUUGAUAUGUAAUUUUAUUGACGUUCACUCUGCUGGUCUCGAAACAGUAAGCGACGAUGAGCUUAUAAAUCUAAUAAAUACUGAGAAAUAUGUGAUUGUGCUUUUUACAAACAAGAAUUGUCCCACAUGUGAUAACUUUGAAAAUGACAUGGUACACUUAAGAGAAGAUCUUGUGAAUUCUUUGUCUGCUUGGGUUGUAAAAGCUGUAAACAGUCAGUUGUUUAGCCUUUAUAGUGCUACUAAAGAACCAGCACUUUUGUUCUUUAGACAUGGAAUGCCUUUACUUUAUGAUGGACCCCCAAAUAAUGAAUUAAUUUCAACUAUGUUUAUUGAAAACAAGGAACCUACGGUGAAAGAAUUAACAGACGAUACAUUUGAACAUUUAACCCAAGCAAGUAGUGGAGCUACAACUGGGGAUUGGUUUGUUAUGUUUUAUAGCGUAGACUGUGUAGAAUGUGUUAGAAUGAUUGCAAGAUUGGAAGCUGUAGGUGCAAAACUAAAGCAAAAGAUUAAUGUGGCACGUAUAGAUAAAAGUACAACUGGAGCAUCUACAGCCAGAAGAUUUAAUGUUCGUGAAACUCCUACAUUUAUAUUUUUCAGACAUGGUAAAAUGUAUCGUUAUCAAAUUCCAAAAUACGACGUUAAUUCUUUCGUAUCAUUUGUAAAAGAAUGGUACAGAAACGCACGUGCUGAAACCGUCCCUGUGCCGCAAAGCCCAUUCGAUGACCUUGUACAAAUGAUUGCAAAUUUUCUUCAUGAAAAUCCGUGGGUAAUGAAACUCGGCAGCAUAACGACUGGUGUAUUCAUUAUAAUUUCUGUAGCUUCUAAGUUCAGGCGUAAAACCGAAAUGGCACAAAAGAAAGACUAAAUAUUCGUGUACCAAAGACUAUAUUAUGGGUACUGUAUCAAGCUAUCAGUAGUAUUUAUAAUCUUGUACAAAGCACAAUUUAUACA